GAAAUUCACAACCGGAACCUCUGUGUGUUAAACUGUAUUUGUUUGAAGCUGUUUGUUUACAAGUGCGAUUUAUCGGAGAAAUGUCCUAAAACAAGCUGGAUUGAAUCACUUUAAUUCAUCAUAAUGAAGCUGAGAGUUCGGAUCCUGCGUCAGACGAGUCGCGUCGAAUUAUCCGGAGAAGAUCCGAGUCUGAAGGACCUCUCGGAUCUGAUCAGAGAGACGCUGCUUUCUGCACAUGGACUCAGGUCGGACAGCGCCUUCAGUUUGUCUCUGAACGGCUCCGAGCUGCUCUCUGUGGCCGGGCAGACUUUGUCUUCCUGUGACAUCGUGUCUGGAGAUCUGAUCUGCGUCCUGCUGCCAAACAACAACGACACAAACGCAAAACCUUCCCAAAACAAAUCCUCCUGCAGCUCCAACAUGUCUAUCUACCAGAGCUGCUCCUCUUCCUCCUCAUCAUCAUCAUCUUCUUCCUCAUCUUUCACCUCCUGCAGCUCCUCCUCCUCGUUUAAAUCCUGCAGCUCCUCCUCAGACAGCCAGCAGUCGGCGGCCAUGCCCUCCGUCCAGCCCAGUGUUGUUCCUGCAGCAGCGGACCCCCCCAUGGAGGUGUUUCCCCCCCGCCCCUGCACCUGGGACCCCCUGCUGUGCAGCGAGGCGUCGGGGGGGCAGGUUCCUCUCUCUCUGGAGCUCCUCCUCGUCUCCGCCCCCCCCUCCUGCCCAGCUGACGCCGUCAUGGUGGCCGCUCACCUGCUGAUGCUGGAGACGGGAUUCCUGCCACAGGACUGUGCUACAGGUCAGAUGCCUGCAGGAUGGAGGUCUCCUUCUGUCUAUAGGCUGCAGUAUUCUCACCCUCUGUGUGAAAACAGCCGAGUCAUGGUGCUGGCAGUAACCAUGGGCCCUGAACUCGUCAUCAACGCCACUCUGAAGGUGGGGGAGAAAGUGGACACGGUCCCUAAACUGUGUGUGAAGCCGGACGUGUUCCUCACCCCCCAGUGGAGAGGAGAAAGUGCAGCCGCUGCGUUCAAAGACCUGAGCAAACUGUCUCGUCUCUUCAAAGAUCAGAUUUCUUAUCCUCUGAUCGCUGCAGCUCGAGCAGCGAUGUCUCUCCCGGUGGUGUUCGGCCUCGCCGCUCUCCCCCCCGAGCUGCUGCUCAGAGUCCUCCGACUGCUCAACGUCCAAUCAGUGCUCAGCGUUUCCUCCACCUGCAAACACCUGAACACCUGCAGCCAGGACGCGUCGCUGUGGAGGCACCUGGUGCACAGAGACCACACAGAGACCACACAGUUCGAGGUGCCAGCAGAGACACGGACUGGAAAGAGUUCUACAGAAAACACUACAAACAUCGACGUGAACGUCUUUGGCGUCACCAUCACGCUCCCCCCUUUCCCCCCUUCCCCCCCCUCGCCCGCCCCCCCCCUCCCCCACCCCCACCCGAUGCACCCUCCCCUCCCCCCAGGCAUCAUCGGGGGGGAAUACGACCAGCGGCCCCUACUCCUGCUGCCCCCCCGCCCCCGAUACGACCCGAUCCACGGCCCCCCCCCCCCCUCCAGACCUGCAUCCCGGGAGACCCAGAGCCGCCUGGUGGAGGCCGGCUGACGUGAGGAGGGGCUUCAUCUGAAGAGGGAAUAAAGAUGACAACAAAUAAAUCAUUAUGACCCUUAUAAUUAACAUUAGCGUCAAUGUUGAAGGUAAUAAUCCAGAUAAAGCAGUUUUGUAACACA
Messenger RNA from Trematomus bernacchii (emerald rockcod), 1718 nucleotides. RefSeq names its product F-box protein 7 (gene fbxo7). The record is from RefSeq and is a predicted model, not a curated record. Lineage: Eukaryota; Metazoa; Chordata; Actinopteri; Perciformes; Nototheniidae. Gene Ontology annotation, molecular function: protein kinase binding. Gene Ontology annotation, biological process: autophagy of mitochondrion; positive regulation of autophagy of mitochondrion.